UUCGGCGUGGCUGACUUCGAGAUUCCUCCCGGUCUCCAGGAAUGGCGUGACAAACACCGAUUGGAUCGCACACUGGUUCUCAGUGGGCCUGGGAACUGUGGCAAGACGGCUCUGUGCGCCGCCCUGCUGGCGGAACACGGUGCUUACUAUUUUUUGGACAAGCUGGAUGUGGUCAAGCGAUGUUUGUUUCAAAGCACGACAUCUCUUUUGGUUGACGAUGUAUGCCUCCGAUCUGCUUCGGUUGAUGACGCCAAGUCCUGGCUGGACAACACCGUUUGCAGGUUUGCGUCCUGCCGACGCGAGGAUGGUAUGUUGCCUCCGGGCAUGCGGUGCUUCACGACCAAUUGGGACAAGCGUGGGUUCCUGCCCGACGAAGCCCGGCAUGAGGAACACUUGGUGGCGAUUGAGUGGAGGAUGUGGUUUGUUGAGGUCGGUUCUGAUCUUCGUAAGAACAGUGCUUCUUUGACCAGUUCCUCUUCGGCGGUGCUGCCACUGCCAGCUUCCGAUGAGAUGUUGCAGGUCCUCGCGGAGGAGUUGAAUGACUUGAAGCAACGACGGGCCGCGAUGCGCGCGGCCAACCGUGCAUUGGCAAAGCAGGAGAAGAAUAUGAAAAAACGACGUGGUGGAGCUGCAGUGGUCGCAGCUGGUGGUGGAGAUGGCGCGGAAAGUCUUCUGUGUGAAAAGAUCCCCGGAAUUGUGGCUGUCUAUGCGCGUGUCACUCUCGGAGGUGGUGGAGCUGCGGUGGUAGCAGCUGGUGGUGGAGAUGGCGCGGAAAGUCUUUUGCGUGAAAAGAUCCCCGGAAUUGUGGCUGUUUAUGCGCGUGUCACUUUCACAGGUCAUGGUGCUCCCCCUCCAAAUCUGCCAGCUGGCGCUGCAGCUGGCGUUGCAGGGGAAGGUCUAGACUGUUUGUUUGCUUUCUGCGUGUGUGGAGCUCUUGGCAGACCAGGUGCGAAUGAUGUGGAGGAGGCUGAUGCCAUUUCAUCUGAGAGUGAUCGCGGCGAAGGCGCGCGGGUGGAUGUGGUUUUGAGUGUGUUGCUCAUGGCCGAAGUUUGCUCUAAAUCAGUUCUCAUUGGAGGCGGUGCUGCUGAUGGUGAUGGUGAGGAAGACUAG
Durusdinium trenchii is the source of this 1110-nucleotide messenger RNA. The record is from the annotation of a GenBank genome assembly. Lineage: Eukaryota; Dinophyceae; Suessiales; Symbiodiniaceae.